AUGGAGAAAUGUGUGCCAAUGGCCGCCGGAAAGAAUGAAGAUUUAAAGUAUGAGGUAAGCAACAACAACAACAGGAUCAAUGUUCAUAUUCCUGAUGAUAUUGCUUUCUCUAUUUUAUCAAAAUUACCUAUUAAAUCUUUGAAGCGUUUUGGAUGUGUACGUAAAUCAUGGUCUCUAUUAUUUGAAAAUCCCUAUUUCAUGAACAUGCUCCGCAACCAUUUCUUGUAUAAUAAUAACCGUCAUUGCUCCGAUUACGGUGGUGAUACGUUUCUCUUCCUAUAUGAGCCUUUACGCCCUCAUUACUACCGUGCCUCGUUCUAUUUGCUCUCCAAUGACAAAUUUGAGGAUAGGAUCAAAUUAGAUUUGCCACCUCCAUUUGACGGAGAUGAUAUUGCAAUGUAUAUUUUAAGUUCUGUUAGUGUUAAUGGCAUUUUCUGUCUUGGGAAAGAUACAAGGAGAGGAAUUGUGAAUUCCUUCCAAGCUGCAUUAUGGAACCCGGCUACCGCUGAAGUCAUGGGCAUUCCUCCCAGCCCUGAUGAAUCUGUACCACCUUAUAGGGAUCCUUUUUUUAUAUUUCACGGGUUUGGUUAUGACAAUGUUAAAGAUGACUAUAAACUUAUUCGUUAUAUAACAUUUUUUCAAGUAGUUGACGAAGAGGAAGAUGUGCCAUAUGAAGAUAGAUCGUAUGACCCCUUGUUGCAGAUAUACAGUCUUAGAAGUAACUCUUGGAGGAUACUCGAUGUCAAUAUGCCUGAUGGUUAUGAUAUCAGUAUGAUUACUUUUGAGAAACCUAUGGGAGUAUACAUGGAUGAAGUGUGUCAUUGGUGGGGUACAACUGAUUUUGGUAAUGGUGAAGGCUAUUUGGUACGAUUGGUGGUGUUAAAUGAAUCUAUUGCUUUUAUCUCAAACCGUUUCAAGGCUACUACUUAUCACAUUUCAAUUUUGGUUGAACUCGGUGUGAAGGAAUCGUGGAUCAAACUCUUUAUUGUUGGGCCCAUACCUUCCCUUGACUGGCCCAUUGCAGUUGGGCAGAAGGGUGGCAUUUGCUUCAGACAAACAAAUGAUGAACUAGUCUGGAUUGAUUUAAGCACCCAAAUAAUUGAUGAGAUUGGUGUUAAAGGGGAGAGAUACUGUUAUCAAAUGGGAAUUUACAAGGAAAGCCUUCUUCGUAUUGGAGGAAUUAAUGAUUAACUGUUUUUCAUGUUUUUUCUCAAGAGGAAGCCAUUUUGUGA
Messenger RNA from Trifolium pratense (red clover), 1232 nucleotides. Its product is annotated as F-box protein CPR1-like. The record is from RefSeq and is a predicted model, not a curated record. Gene Ontology annotation, molecular function: protein binding. The transcript has 2 exons. Lineage: Eukaryota; Viridiplantae; Streptophyta; Magnoliopsida; Fabales; Fabaceae. The coding region runs from base 1 to 1191 and encodes 396 amino acids.